This is a messenger RNA of Stylophora pistillata, 5092 nucleotides long. RefSeq lists its product as uncharacterized. The record is from RefSeq and is a predicted model, not a curated record. NCBI's taxonomy places the organism in Eukaryota, Metazoa, Cnidaria, Anthozoa, Scleractinia, Pocilloporidae.
UUUAUGAAGAAUGUGAUGGCUAAUCUUGUUCUAUUUGUGGAGACAUUCAUCUUUUCCUUCCUGUUUGCUUGUGGAGAGUCUCCAGCUAAUACGUACCUCCAAGAAGUUUACGUCUCCACUUUUGGACGCGACUUUGUCAACUGUGGGUCCCAAGACGAACCAUGCCGAUCGAUGAAGUUGGCCGUUCUCAGGGUGACCUGGGACGGAAUGAUACUUUUAAAUGGGACUGGUACCAAAAAGUAUCCGUUCGAUUGUGGGGACAGUGACACCGCUUUCAACAUAAACAAAAGUGUAACAAUUGAAGGCACAUAUUUUAAGCCUCGUGUAUCCUGUUAUUGCGGCAUUAAUUUCCAGGUUUACCCUAGCAAAGGGCAGUCAUCGGGGAUAAAGCUAUCAGGAAUAAUCUUUGAUGGAACACCUUUGACAUUCAGUGACAGCUUGAACGUGAAUAUCAUUAACUGUUUGUUUGAAAACGCCCCGACUGCGCUGACGGUUCAAGUUCAGGACAAUAAGGCUUUUGAGUUGGAAAUUCAAUACUCGAAAUUCCUUUACAAUGAGGUAUUCUGUAUAAAGCUCUCGUUGUUAAGUACGGGUACCAAUGGCACUUCCCUAGUCUCCAUGAAAGUUACCGACACGCACUUCAUGGGAAAUGGAUUACAAAAAAGAACCCUGAGUGAAAGUGGAGUAAUCAAAGUAACGACCGAGGCGGAAGUAGAAGUUACAUCCGCCCGAAUCAUUGCCUCCUUUCAGAAUAUAACAUGUUCAAAGAAUUAUGGUUAUUUCAUGAAUUUAAAUGCUUCAUCAGCUGUGACGGAGGAAACUUACAAAGACGUUCGCUUGCUCGACAACACCCAAUCACUUUCGCAGAAAGUGGCCAGCAAAUUUGGGGCAGAUAGUCUUUAUUACUCAGUUACAAGAGAAACUCGCAUAAGGUUCAUUAACUUACAUUGCAUCCAAAACUUUAACUUCCGAUGUAUAGCAAUUCAGGCGAAGAAAGCUGACGUGGAAAUUCGUAACUCCAAACUCGUUGGGCAGUAUGGUAAACCUAGUCUGAAAAAAGGAGCCGGUUUGUUUCUGGUGGCAAACAUUACUGCACUUUUAAACGUGUCAAAUACCAAUUUCACCUCGAAUGGAGCCAUCUUGGGUGGUUGUGUGUUUGCUAAUGCUCCAAAUGGAACUUUCAUGGCAAAAUUCACCGACGUUGAAUUUAAACAUUGUGAAGCCUCAAAGACUGGUUGUGCACUUGCAGCAGGAGAGCCACCUUUACAACGACAACAUUAUGCAUCAUGUCCGUCCAAGAUGCAUUUGACGAUCAGUAAUGCAAAUAUUGUUGGUUGUCAUAGAAAGACAGUCCAAAAAUGCAUCAUUGUCUAUUUAUGUUUGAAAAGUGGUGUGAUUAAAAUAACGGAGUCCCAGUGGAGAAAUAACUUGCAAAAGAGUGGCAGCUCUUUGCACAUAGCAAGGGAAAUAGGACAUGGUAAAACGGCCAUAACUGUUUCGAGGUCUUCCUUUACGGAUAAUGAAGGAAGUUCGAUUUCAAUGGCAGCGCCGAAUUCAAUUGGGGGAAACGUCACCAUUGUGGACACGUUGAUUACGAACAAUGCGACGAAACCAGGAACAGCUUUGUCAAUAAGUCCCAAAUACCUACUUAAACUUGUGAAUGUAUCGGUGGUGCAUGCGCAUUAUGGACUGAAAAUGAUUAUAAGACCUGAUCCUAGACAAGAAUUGUUCCCAGUCGAUAUCUCAAUCUAUAAUUGUAGUUUUAAAAAUAACAUUUAUGAUAUGCUUUUUAGUCUUCGUGACCCAAGCUCGGUGCGUCUCAUGAUUCAAAAUACGGUCUUCACUAGCAAAGAAUCCUGGAACAGAAGCUAUGCCAUACGCUUUCACAUUCCACCUUUGGCAAAGCUGAAUAUUUCUAAGGCGGUUAUCGGCCUAGACAACAAUACUUUUGAUAACAGGCCAUCCACCAAUUUUGCUCUUUUCUUCCAUGGUAGUAAAACACUGUGGAUAAAACGGUCCACCUUUAGAAACUGUGUCUGUCUCUAUCGUGAAAAGUGGACAAUGCCGCCAAGUAGUGCUUCAGCUAACUACUAUUUCUAUGAGACAGCAACUGGCGCAUUAUCAAUCAUCACAACCCCUGAUACACCGCUAAAAUCCGGAUGUGUGCAACGGAAUACCACAAACGAUACUCACCCAUUGUGGACGUACGGCUGUGACGUGGUAAUUGAGAAUACCAUAUUUCAAGAUAAUACGGGUAUUAUAGCAGGUGCAGUGUCAAUCAACAACGGAAACACCACGUUUCAAAACUGUGUCUUCCGAGACAAUUUUGGUAUCGAACAAGCAGGUCAUGUUUAUUCUGCCUAUGGAACGGGUCAAGUGCUUUUCAAAGACUGCUUCUUUGUCAGAACAAAAGAAAGUUUGGAAUUGAGAAAUCGUACGUUUUCUAAAGCAAUACUCUUAUAUUCUGAAAGUGGCGGGCCAAUGAAAUUGGAAAACACAUCCAUGACUUCAUUUGUAUCUACAUGGAGUCCAUAUCCUGUGCUUUAUAUUUCUAGUGGAGGAUACUUUUCCAUGGACAACAAUACAAGCAUUCAGUGCAACAGAGGAAGCCAGCUUUGGCUUGAAAAUACUACUCAUUAUUCUUCAUCUGAAAACUUUAAGAAUUUUUGCAAACUCAAUGUUACCUGCCUAAAAUUUACGUGCUGGACUUGUGCUCCAGAUCAUUACAGCCUUGAGGGAGGACGUUCACGUGGUUUAGCUGUGGUCAAGAUGAAGUGCUUUAAAUGUCCAUUUGGGGCCACUUGUAAAACUGGAAUCAUAACUGCGGACGAUAAUUUCUGGGGAUAUCAGAGUACCGAAAGCCUGCGUGAGCUCCAGUUUAUUCCUUGUCCCAGCAGUUAUUGUCAAAGUCCAGCUACUGGUUCUACAGAAUACAACGAGUGUGUUGGAAACAGAACCAGUAUCUUAUGCGGUUCUUGCGCUCCAGGAUUUGGUGAGACUCUUCUUUCUACCGAUUGCCUGGCGAACGAAAAGUGCAGUAACAGCAUGUUCUGGUUCCUAAAAAUACUGGCAACAGCUAGCCUAGCUACAUACCUUUUAACCAAACCACCAAUUUUCAAUUUUCUCAAAAACCAAAUAUUCUGGUUUAGAAAACAAGAACAUGGGAUGGUAAGGGAAGACUUAGGUGACGUCGGUGAGCAGCUGGACAGCGGUUAUCUCAAAAUUAUCUUUUAUUUCUAUCAAGCUGCCGAGGUACUGACUGUUGGUUCCACCGACGGCUUGCUCCAUAAAAUAAGUUUCAUAUCUGUAAUCGUAGCAGGUUUCAAUUUCCGAUUUCGGAUAUUUAAAGAAAUAGCGGGAUGUCCUUUUGUUGGCCUUACAGCAGUGACUAAGGAGUUGAUGCAGUCUGGAACAGUUUUUGCCACCAUGACAGAAGUUUUCAUCAUAUAUUGGUUACACGUUAGUUUCAACAUUUUACGACGAAAGGCAGUCCCUUCUCCUCAACGAUACAUGGCGACAAUCAUAGAGAUACUGCUUCUUGGAUACGAACGGUUAGCAGAAACAUCUUUGAAGCUUUUGCGAUGCGUUCCUAUUGGUUCUGAAAAGCGUCUCUACCUCGAUGGAACUGUUACAUGCUGGCAAUGGUGGCAAUAUGCACUACUAGCAUACGUUAUAGUAUUCGUCAUGCCUUUCUUCUUCGUUCUUUACUUGGGUUCUUUUCAACUUCAUCGAGGAGUGGUUUCGACAGGUGAAUUCCUCGGAGCAUGCAUUAUGCCACUGCCGUUCCUGAUAUACUGGUUCAUAAGAAUCAAAAUGAGGGCGAACACCGAGGCAUCGCUAGUAAGAGGGAAGACUGUGAACGAACCUGUCUUGGAAGUACUACAAGGACCAUUCCGCCCACCAAACGACGAAGAUGAUGGAACUCUAUACUGGGAGAGUGUUUUGAUUGGCCGCCGUUUAAUACUCCUUGCUUGCCGUGCGUUUGUUGACGAUGAAAUGCUGUGUUUAGUACUCAUGGCUACACUUUGCGUUUUCAUCCUUCUCCACCAUCUGUUCAAGAACCCUUACCACAACACCGUCACCAACAACACCGAAACAGUAUCCCUCUUUGCAUUAGUUAUCAUUUCGCUAAUCAACAUUCCGAAGGCCACUCUUAUCUCGUUUAGCACAAGCCGCCAUGGACCGAGCAAACGGUACUUAAAAGCCAUGGAAUGGAUUGAGAUCUCUGUUCUUGUUUUCUUCCCAUUGUGGCUUUCCCUGUGUGUAGCUCUCGCCAUCAUCUCCCAACUCUGUCGUUUGAUUGCACCUACAGCAAUACGAUUAUAUCGUUACAUAAGACGUUCUCAUGCAAUGACCUGGAAUACGAUCGCAAUCAGAAGUCCACUUCUGGAUCCCGACAGUGAUUCGUAACUUCGUGUAAAGCUCUUCAUUUCACCAUAUGCUAGGUGCAGUGGAACGAAUGAAUUUAUCCAAACUGUGGGAGGAAAAUAAUGCUCGUGUCGUUUUAUUUUUACAACAUCACUCUUGAUAACUUUAAAACAGAUACAUGUUUCAUAAAUUUAUCCAUUUUUAAAAUUCUUUACUCUGUUUUUUUAUUUUUUGAAUCUACAAAAGCAUACAAGAAAAAAGAGGACGUUAUCCUCUCUUUAAUGAGAUGAGUUUAUAGUUGAGGCACUAGAAUAGCGAGACCCGAAUCAAGACAGUUUUAGACAAGAAAUCGGAACGAAGAUAGAAAAGUAAAAAUCGUUGAGUCUCGUAACGUAUUUUUUAUGAAUUCAACAAUGAAAUAUGUUUAUUUCAACCUGUCCUUCUUUUAAAGGACCGGUCACUGUUUGUCGUCUAGGGGUGGGGGGAGGAGGAAGAGGAAGGGUUCUAAGAGAAUUUUGUCUGGGACACAAAAGAAUUUAACUGAUCCCCUCAAAGGCUUUGUAAUAUUCUUAAUGACCUCCCUCCCCCUUCUUCUGUUAUAGACGACUGAUCCACCCUCCGUUCCCCCUUUAAAAUCAUGUGAUCCCCAAAAGGUCUGCUUCCCCACCCUCGCCCUUAGUGAUGGAUGAUGACUGAUACACUAGCCCGCGCAAAGGAAAGUAAG